Messenger RNA from Danaus chrysippus (African queen), 561 nucleotides. The record is from the annotation of a GenBank genome assembly. Lineage: Eukaryota; Metazoa; Arthropoda; Insecta; Lepidoptera; Nymphalidae.
CUGAUAAGGGAUGAUAGGGGUGAUAGGAAUGAAGAGGGUGAUGGGGAUGAAGGGGGUGAUGGAAAUGAUGGAAAUGAUGGGGUGAUGGGGAUGGAGAUGAUGGGGAUGAAGGGGGUGGGGAUGGGGAUGAUGGGGAUGAUGAUGGGGAUGAUGGGAGGGGGUGAUGGGGAUGAUGGGGGUGAUAAGGAUGUUGGGGGUGAUUGGGAUAAAGCGUGUGAUGGGGAUGGGGAUGAUGUGGAUGAUGGAGAUGAUGGGGAUGAUGGGGAUGAUGGGUGUGAUGGAGAUGAUGGGGAUGAGGGGGGUGAUGUGGAUGAUGGAGACGAUGGGGAUGAUGGGGAUGAUGUGGAUGAUGGAGAUGAUGAAGAUGAUGGGGGUGAUGGCGAUGAUGGAGAUGAUGGGGGGGGUGAUGGAGAUGAUGGAGGUGAUGGGGAUGACGUGGAUGAAGGGGGUGAUGGGGAUGAUGGAGAUGAUGGGAAUAAAGGGGAUGAUAGGGCUGAUGGGGAUGGGAUGAUGGGGAUGAUGGGGAUGGAGAUGAUGGUGAUGAAGGGGGUGAUGGGGUGA